AUGACGCUGGAAGAGCGAGCAGCUCUAGAGAAGAAGCUCCGUUGGAAGAUUGACCUCCGCCUGCUUCCGAUGCUAGUCCUCGUAUACAUCAUGAAUUAUCUCGAUCGAAACACUAUCGCCCAGGCAAAACUUGGAGGCCUCGUGGAAGAUAUAGACCUGACCGACAGCCAGUACCUCACCUGUGUGGCCAUUCUUAACGCUGGAUAUAUUCUAAUGCAAGUUCCUUCAAACAUCUGGCUUAAUAAGAUCGGAAAACCUGCUCUCUACAUCUCGGUCUGCAUGGCCGUCUGUGGUGCUAUCUCUGCUUCUGCUGGUGCCACUCACAAUUUUGCUGGCCUGCUCUGCGCACGGUUUUUCCUCGGUUUCGUCGAGGCGGCAUUCUACCCUGGCGCCAUGUUCACGCUCAGCACCUGGUACAAGCGGGAGGAACUGAGCAAGAGGAUGGCUCUGUUCUACACCGGCUCUCAGAUCUCAGGUGCUUUCUCCGGCUUAAUUGCCGGAGGUGUUGUAUAUGGUAUGGAUGGCCUGAGAGGUCUCCGUGCCUGGAGGUGGCUUUUCAUCCUCGAGGGAGCCGUGACAGUCGCUAUUGCCAUUUCCGCGUACUUUGUACUUCCAAACUUCCCACGGACGACACGUUGGCUCUCUCCUGAGGAGAAGGAGAUGGCUGUCUACAGACUACAUGCUGAAGUUUCCCACUCUGAGUGGACUUCGUCGGAAGAUCAAAUCACCUGGAGGGCCUUUAUCAUGGCCAUGAAGGACUGGAAGAACUGGUUCUUUGUCGUCAUGGUGUACGGCACCGGCGCUAGUCUCGCAGUCAACAACUUCUUUCCCUCGGUCCUCUCUACCCUCGGCAAAGGUCGAGUCGAGACCCUGCUCCUAACCAGUCCGCCGUUUCUUCUCUCGUGUUUUACCAUGGUCACCAUCUGCUGGAACGCCGACCGUACUCAGGAUCGAUACUGGCAUUUCACGGUGCCCCUGUCGUUCUCACUGGCGGGUUUCAUCAUUGUCGCCUCUACGACCAACUUUGGUGCUCGCUAUUUCGGCGCCAUGAUCAUGAUCCCGGGGAUCUACUCGGGUUUCAACAUGGCCUUUGUGUGGACUGCUAAUACCAUCUACGGACCACCCGGCAAGCGUGCCGCAGCCAUCGCCUUCAAUAACGCCUUCUCCGGGAUUGCUGGGUUAUACUCCUCGUACCUUUAUCCCUCCAAUGCUGCGCCGCGAUAUGCCAUUGCUCUAGGCGUCAGCGCUGGUAUGCUCUUCAUGGCAAUUUGCGCUGCUACUGGUCUUCAUUUCCUGCUGGCUCGCGAGAACAGGAAGAUUGAGAAGCAGGAACAAGAUAGCAAUGGGGAUGAUUCUUUGUUAACUCACCCGCGUGGUUUUCGGUUCCUACUGUGA
This is a messenger RNA of Fusarium vanettenii 77-13-4, 1395 nucleotides long. RefSeq lists its product as uncharacterized. NCBI's taxonomy places the organism in Eukaryota, Fungi, Ascomycota, Sordariomycetes, Hypocreales, Nectriaceae. Bases 1 to 1395 code for a protein of 464 amino acids. Gene Ontology annotation, molecular function: transmembrane transporter activity. Gene Ontology annotation, cellular component: membrane. The record is from RefSeq and is a predicted model, not a curated record. The transcript has 7 exons. Gene Ontology annotation, biological process: transmembrane transport.